AAAUCUCGGUCCGUGUUUGGCUAAUGUCAUGCGCAGUUUAAUCUGCUUCAAAGCAAACAAAGAUUGUUUUCUUCCGUUAUUUCCAACAUUAGACUCUGCUGCUGUUCUUAACUUUCGAGCGCCAACGAUACAUGCACGAAAUCGCCAACAUAUAAAACCGUGCUUCAUUCAGGGCUACACCUGCACCAUCGCAGACUGGACGGACGUCCACCUAGGAUGCUAAUACAAAGUGUGCUCAAGACAUUUUGGAAAGCGUCUUAGCUGAGCUCACUUUGUAUUACAAGGGAAGGAAGAAAUAGAAGAUCAAGAAGAUCACUAAUGAUGGAUAACGGGGACACCUGCAGCCUGAAGGACAAUAAAAAGAUGGAUGCCAGCACAGUAUGGCAGUGGCGCAUUAUGCACGUGAAUAAGUAUUCAAGACGCCCAGAACCCUUCCAUCACAGCCAUAAAGUGGGAUUAGAUUUUAACGUUGGAUCCAACACACAGAAAAAAUUGGAUUUACAUUUAUUGACAAAUGUUGUCAUUCUUGAGGUAUGUGACUUUGCUAAAACAGUAAACAAGAAUAAAAGGCGUUUUAUCACAAACAUUCUGGAGAAUAAUUUUGAUCUUGGAUUGAAAAACGAGCAUCAGAGGAUUGAGUUUACUUCUCAAAUUCUGCACAAAGUCAGAGACCUGAUCCGAAAACCGCCUAAAGAUAAAAAUGACAUGUUUACUCUCUUUGACACUUCAUUUCAGCCAGAAUGUGAAAACAUGGCAAUUACAGAACAUAAGACUGACAGUUUCCUGGUGGACAUGGAUGAUACUGAUGAAAGUGAACAUGAAGAUGAAUUUAAGUUUACAGAAACACCAUCUAAAGAAAAUAUAAAGUCAAAAGAGAUGGAUGGACCACAUGCUGAUGACAGUGAUACUGAAGAUGAAGUUGAGUGUUCAGGGCCUCAGUUAACAAAAGAACUGAAAGACGAUGUUCUUCCCCCCUCAUUCCCUUGUUGUGAAGAAAUUGGUCUGAACCUUGAUGUUGGUUCAAAACAAAGUCUAGAUCCAGGUGUGUUGACAAAGGGCGUGAUGUUAGAACUAGUACACUUCACUAGAGUACUGACUGCUUCUUACAGAUCUAUUGUUCUGGAUUUGUUGGAGCAUAACUUUGAACUUGAUCGUAAAAGACAUCAGGGAAACAAUCGAGCUUGGUUCAAGAUAUUAAACCUGCUGAAAAGGAGAAAGCGACUUAUCGCCACAAGUACUGAAACAAGUCCUGAUUUUAAAAGUGAGCCAUUUAACUUUAGGACAAAUCCCUUUGAAAGAGCAUCAGCACCAUCCAAUGUGGGAGCCCCUCUACAUCAAUUUAAGGAAGGGACCAAAAAAAGGCAGUCUGAUUUAAAAAGUAAACAAAAAAAGAGGGCUCUUUCAACAACAAGUGAGCACGUCACCAAGCGGCACAGAAGAGAACAGGCUGACCAGGUGGAGACUAUUACUCUGUCUCAUCACACUGAUUUGUGUACCAGUCAAACAGCAAAGGAUGACCACCACUACAUGAGUCCUUUAGACUCAGAUGAAGUCACAGAUUCAGAAAACGCUGAAAAUCAAGAUUACUUACAACACCCAACAAGUUCUGACUUCCCCACGCAAUCAGAAUCAAGUUGUCUGGGUAUACACAAACCUUUCCUCACCACCACUGAUGGUUCAUCCAGUUUACCGGUUGUGAACUCAAACGUGAGACCACUAUUUGUAAGUCACCCUGAUAAAAGAGGGCUGCCUGGAGAUGAAGAAAAGACAAAGAUUGUAAGAAAUGUACCAAAUGAAUGUGAGAUGGAACAAGACGAAAUGGAAACGGAGAGCAACAUGUGGAAGUUGCGUGCAAACCGCGUAAAACAAAUCCUCUUCUUACUAGACAAAGAGUACUGUGCAUUCACUAGAUCCAAAAAAUUUGGCCUAGAAUUUAAUGUUGGAUUUGGCCCAAAGCAAAACUUCAGUGUUGACUCUUUGACUAAUUCUCUUCUGCUUGAAGUUGCUAAAUUUGCCUUAGCAAUAAAUUCAUCCCAGCAAGAAUUCAUUAUGGAGAUUCUUAAGUACAACUUCAACUUUGGCCUGUGGAGUGAAUACCACUGGAAAACUUUUAUAUUUGAAGUUAUGAACAGAGUAAGACAGCUUAAAAAUCGUGAAGAUGCAGUCAAACUCUCAAACAAGGUUUUUGAACUUCCUUGUCUCAUGUCAUCAGUCAAUAGGGCGAAUCAGAGCAUGGGCAGUAUCGAUCCUGAACACAGCAACAUAUCAAGAAUGACAGAGUGUGAUGUUGCUCCUGUGUACCCUCCUGAUUCACAUGCUGAAACUAAAGAACAUAGUGUGGACCCUUAUCCCUUCUGCAAGGAAAUUGGUCUGAAGCUACGUGUGAACUACCGUCAACCAUAUAAAAAACUUGAGAUCAACAAAUUGACCAAUGGAGCAAUGACUGAAGUGACAAACUUUGCAGAAAAGUUGUGUGGAACAUUUGAGCAGAUUUGUCUUGAUAUCUUAAGGCACAACUUUGAUCUUGAUUGGCAAAAUGGAGAUUCUGGUCUUGCUAGAACUAUUCUCGCACGAAUUCCUGUUAUAAUGGAGCAAAGAAAUCUGUCAAUCUGUAUAACAGCCUACAAGAAAAUGAAGCGCACAAGAAAAGAUUUCUCAACGACGGUCAAACUGGAUUGCCAGAACAACGCAAAUUUGAAUACGUGUGAUACUGGCUCUUCCAAAGCUCCAAUCCUAGACCAAAACAUAGGGAGUUCCACUGACACUGAACAAGAAAAACAGCUCAAUUUAGGGAUGUGGAUAUUGCGGAUAAAUCAAAUUCACCAAAUCCUUUCAGUGCCUCAUGGAGAACAUUGCCCGUUGUAUUCUUAUUCCAGAUGCAAGAAAACAGGCGUCCAUUUCAAUGUGGGAUCUGGAGUGAAACAAAAUCUUGAUCCAAAAUUACUGACCAAUGGCAUCAUGGUUGAAGUUAAAACUUUUGCUACAUCGCUGCAAUCAGCCCAAAAGGAUUUCAUCACAGAGAUACUGGAGUAUAAUUUUCAUCUUAAUUUGAACAAUGAGCUUUGUCGCAAUGCCUUUGCACAGCAGGUCCUGGAAAAAAUCAAAGCAAUUAAGUUAAGAAAUAAAAAAUACAGCAUCCCACGAAUGAAAAUGGUUUUUGAACUCCCUGAAUCAAGAUGCAUAGAAGAAUCUACUUAUCCGAAAACUAAAUAUUGCCCCAAAUGUUAUCAAGACAGAUAUUAUAAGCUUUGUCAGGAUGAAUCCGACCCUGACCAAGUGCUUCAUCCUCGUCCGCAUCCUAUGACUGACACAAUCUCUGCUGAAGCAAACUGCACAGCACAAAAGCCUGUAAAGGAUCUGUCCUCUGCUUUCCGAGCAACAGAGGAGACGAUAAUGGACAGUUAUCCUCACUGCAAGAAAAUAGGUUUAAGCCUGUGUGUGAACAAAGACAUGCCGAAAGAUAAACUCGACCUGCAUGUAUUGACAUGCGGGGUUAUCAAUGAAGUGGCUAGUUUUGCCAAAAGAUUGUGUGGAACAAAAAACAAGAUCAUUAAUGAUGUCCUUGAACACAACUUUAACUUUGGCACGCAGGGCCGAGAUAUAAAUCCUGCAGUGCAGUUCCAAAGAAUGACUGCACUAAAUGAUGGGGUUCCCGCCUGGUUCAGUGAAGUUUUUGUUGUUCAGCCAUUUUCUCACAGAGAUUCUGGAGAUGUGAGUAAAAUGAAAGAGGUAUCUGCCAUGCAGAAAAAUGAAAGGAAGGAAACAACCAAAAAAAGAAAGUUGGCACUGCAAACGAAAAAGGAAAGAGCGACGCUGCCAAGUGAUAGUAUGGGUAUCGUAAAAUCUAAGAAAAAUAAGCACAGUUGUGGAGACUGCUAUCCCAUUUGCACAGAAAUAGGUCUGGACCUAGAGGUGACAUCAAAAUCCGGAGACAAAGACAAACUGGACUUGAAGCUAUUGACUAGAGCUGUAGUGAUGGAGAUCUACAGAUUUGCAGUCAAGAAAGUAGGACACUAUUUCCCAGGCAUUGUCUAUGACAUCCUUGACUACAACUUUGAUCUAAGCUCACAACAUUACAGGCGCUGGGAAUUUUCCAUAGCUACUGCAUCCAAAGUCAAAACCAUGGUCAAACAAUACCGGAAAAAUUUACACAGAGCAGGUGAGGUCUUCAAAUUACCCUUUGUGUUUGAACGCAAGGCAACAAAGAGAUUGGAACCAGAGGGACAAAAUACAAAAAGCACUGAAUCUUCCAUGGAAGAACCAGACAAGACAACAAAUGAAGAAGGGAGAUUUGUGCGACACAUCAGAUACCAUUCAGAUGUCAAUCGUGUCUAUUUUCUUGAUGUCAAAACUAAUGAGGAACCCUGGUUUGACAAUGAGGACACAAAGCCUCUAACGGAUCCUGGCUCAAUAAUGCAGAUGAAUGUGAGUCCAGUGAGUGGAGGUUGUGACAGUCUUCUCCAGGGAAACAUACGGAUUAAAGAGGAGGAAUACGAUCCACAGUAUGGCUAUAUCAAACCAGAAGCAGAUGCUGAGAAAAAAUAUCAUCCACAUUGUGAAGUUGACAAAACAGAGUCAAACACAAAGGAUGUCAAGUAUUUAGUCCACGGUGAACCUGCAGGAUCCCUUGGAUAUACCUUGGUAACCAUAUGUCCAAACUCUGGAAGCAAUAUAAAAAGUGAAUCAGAAACGGAGGAUGUCCAGUGUUACAACCUGGCUGAACCACAAGUGUCUGAAGGAUAUGCUAUGCUAGCUGUAUGUCCAAACACUGAGAGCAGUGUGAAAACAGAAUCAGGCACUGAGGGUGUCAAGGUUGUGGUCCCAGUUGAAGCAGCAGGAUUCCAGGGAUACCCCAUGAUGACCAUGUGUCAGGUCACUGAGACUACAUCAAUCAAAGAAGAGCAAGAAAAUGUGCCAGUUGAGUCAUACCGUUAUGAAGCUGUUUCAAACACAGAGAGUGAGGUGGACAUCAAACAGGAACGAAGAACAGGAAGAGAUCCUUAAUGAUUUAAAUGAUGGUUGAUAAAGGAGACAGGUGUUUUACAUGAAACAGAUCAAUAGGAGCGGAUUAGUAACAACGAUUCAGUUUAAAUGGUGUUGCCUAAAUUUGCUAGAAAAGCUUUUUCUCUGUCAGAGAAUGAAUUUGAUGACUCAAUUUAAAUUAUUUUAAUAGUACAGUGUACAUUAAGGAAUAUUUCUGUAAAUGCAAUAGAUAGCCAAAGGCUAAUGUUCAUCUGUGCCCACAGAUGAAAAUGGCAGGUGUUAGAAGGCCUCCUUUAAAAAAAGUUUCACAGUCACCCAUAGAGGCUCAUCUGAUACAGUUGGAAAUAAUUGAAGCUUCUUAUUCUUCUUUUUCUCUUUUGUGUUCAGAUAUUGCUAAAAUAAUUUGUAAGAACAUACUAAUUUGUAUCAGGACAAUGUGAUAUUUAUAUUUGUAGAUAGUAGAUUAUUGGAAGUUAGCCAUUGAUGGCAUUCUGGUAUGUUUGUUUUUUUUAAAUGCUUUUUCCUUUGUUGUUUUAUUCAUUUAUUUGUUUUUUUUUUUUACUUUUUUUGCGCUUUAUUGUUUACCAGUGCCUUUUCUGAUCUCAUUAAUGGUAAUUUAUAUAUUUUUUUUUAAUGUUUUGUUGAUUUUUGUUUUGAAAAGUAAAAGCUGCUUACUGACGAAAAUGAGAAAAUGUUGUAAAUUUUGUUGUAAAGAGAGGUCAUUUAUUGAACCUGUGAUGUAAAUCAGUAAAGAUGAGUGUCAGUACUUGAAAUAAUUUGAAUACACUGCAUAAUACAGAUAUACACUAGAAAGGAAAAUGACCUUGAUCUUGAUGGACUACUGUAUUUUUUUAUUGCUGUUUGACUACAUUCUAUAUGAUAUAGAGAUAUAUAGUUUAAAUUUCAUGGAAAUUGUGAUGAUUAUAAAUAAUUGCUGUAAUUUUAAAGAAUGAUUCUGUCGCACCACGAUUGACUGUGUCAUGGAAGAGUACUUUGUUAUCAAGGAGGAGGUAGGAUACUUUUCAGCCAUCAAAAGACAGACAUUUUAAAAAUGGGAACAUCCCGUCACAUACAUCACGCACACACAGCUAAAUAUGAGCCAAUGAUGACAUAAUGUAUGUCUUUUUUUUCCUGUGAUAAAUUCAGAAACCCCACUUAGUGUUUGUCUGUUUUCUUCAGGGCAGAGUUGAGAGGUAAACCCUGACAUUGUUGAAAUUAUCUUUGAGUUUGUGUGUUAGGGCUUUGUGAAAGAGUUGAAAUUAUUAUUUUCUUAUCAGACCAGACUUUGGAGGAAAAAAUUUAAAUUCAAAGCAAAUGAUCCAGAUCUGCCCUAAAGUUUAAUUGGUUCAUCCCUGGCCUAUGCCCCAUCUCUCCAAGUUCAGUGCAAUUCAGUUCAUUACUUUUUGGCCUGAUCCGGCUGACAAACAACAAACAGAGACGGGUGAUUACAGAAUAUCCCCGGAAGAGGUAAUGAUAAUAAUGACUUAAUAAAUAAAGUUAAAAUCAUGUCAUUUAGCUCACACAAUGGGAGUACAUGUUGUAAACAUAAAGUAAAUG
This is a messenger RNA of Xiphias gladius (swordfish), 6540 nucleotides long. RefSeq lists its product as uncharacterized. The record is from RefSeq and is a predicted model, not a curated record. The transcript has 3 exons. Lineage: Eukaryota; Metazoa; Chordata; Actinopteri; Istiophoriformes; Xiphiidae. The coding region runs from base 319 to 5004 and encodes 1561 amino acids.